Messenger RNA from Xylaria bambusicola, 3292 nucleotides. RefSeq lists its product as uncharacterized. Gene Ontology annotation, molecular function: cyclin-dependent protein serine/threonine kinase regulator activity. Bases 402 to 2594 code for a protein of 730 amino acids. Lineage: Eukaryota; Fungi; Ascomycota; Sordariomycetes; Xylariales; Xylariaceae. The record is from RefSeq and is a predicted model, not a curated record. Gene Ontology annotation, cellular component: cytoplasm; nucleus; centrosome. The transcript is spliced from 5 exons. Gene Ontology annotation, biological process: mitotic cell cycle phase transition; regulation of cyclin-dependent protein serine/threonine kinase activity.
UGUAACCGAGCAGUUGGGUGUAGCUUUCCCAUGUAGCGAAAAACAAGGUGCAGCUCAAAUGAACCUGAGCUUGGGUUGACUUUCAGUAGGCACUAGGUACACAUCUUCAUUGCAACCUCAGAAUUGCAUUGAUCAACUUCUUCCGUCAAUGAAUCCUUAAACCUUCAAUGCUAACAGCGCAUUGCUCCGCGCUGAACAUCGCCAUCACGAACCUGGUGGUAUUGUUCUCCAUCUACUCCUUAAGCAUCGCUCCGCUUGUCUACCUCGUCCUUCCCCGGACCGGCUGUAGUCCCGUUUAUCCUCAUUUUUCCUCUGUCUUCAUCCGACAGCUGCGCGUCUUGCACAGCAGCCAUUGGAGCAUAGAUCCCUUACGUUGAAAGACUGAAUUUCUACGAAUAACAAUGGACGCCCGACCCUAUAGACCUAGUCGACAUCUUUCCAGCCUGGGGAACGAAGUUCAUGCCCGUUCUGCCAGCAAAACGGUCCACCAACGUCACAAAUCCACCGGAAAUCUUCUGACUGCACCCGUGACUGGAAAUUUCAAUAUGGCGGCGAAGCGCACUGCGCUAGGAAAUCGCAAUGUAGCUUCUAGAGACUCGAGCGACCCCGUGUACGCCGGCAAGUCAGGACCAACCCACAACCACAGCACCACGUCGACGAUGGUUACCUCCAAAGCCCAAGAGAAUCGGGUACAGACUAAUUUCAAACCCAAAGACGCGCUCCACGGAGCCUUCUCUCAGCCGGCACAGCGCCCGACCAAAACUCUUGCUCCUUCCGCCUCAAUGGGCCACAUCAGACCUGCCGCCAGCGAGACCUAUAUCCCUCGUAGACCUCUCAGCAAGCUAUCCAGCUUUGUGUACAGGGACCCACUGCAAGAAGAAGACCGACCUGUGCCUACUAAGCCCGCGAACACCGUGCCUGAAGCCGUACCUGAAGAUCCCCCCGCCCAGACUCUGAAGGUGAGGCCUUCCAACGCACAUCUUCAAAACCGACAGCAAUCGCCUGGCCGUAAGACUUACCCAGAGAAGCCACCAACGUUGCAGCCAAAACAACAAGGACCCCAAGACAAGCAACCUUCUCACCAACCAAACUCCACCGAGGCUCAUGUUGAUGAGCGUACCUCUUCUGCGACUCUCGCGCCCCUAAUUCCUCUUACUGACGUAUCACCUCUCUAUUCUCCUCACGCUGAUGACGACGCGACUGAGCCUCUCUACGUAGACGCCGUUGAGGACUACGCUGAGGAGAAGUGUGAGUUGCAGACGCAUAAACUGACUGAAAUUACAGACGCACCUCAACCACAGCGGGUAGUCAUCCGUACUCUUCCUGAACCACAUGUUCCCGAGCCCGUCCACCCAUCUCAAAGGUCAGGUACCCAGCCGGAGCCGGACCUACUAGACUACAACGACCAUUACCCUCCAUCUGUUGUUAACGACUCGGUUUAUCCACCAUAUCUGUCUGAUUGUGACGACGAGGAAGAACACUGCUACGACGACAAAGGCUAUACCACUGCUCAUUCCUACCGUUCCCACGGCGAUAAUACGACUGGUGGUGUAACGACGGUCAUGUUUCCUCCCAAAAUCACAAAAAAGGGGCAAGCGGAGAUCGAGGCUGCUAAACAAAUCGUGGAAAGCAGACGAACUACUGACGAGAUUCAAGAGGAUGCCUGGGAUAUCAGCAUGGUUGCUGAAUAUGGUGACGAGAUUUUUCAGUACAUGAAAAAACAAGAGAUGACACUCCUCCCCAACCCUCAUUAUAUGGAUGAUCAGGGGGAAAUUCAAUGGUCCAUGCGCUCUGUCUUGAUGGAUUGGGUCGUUCAGGUCCACGCUCGCUUUGGACUUCUCCCCGAGACGCUAUUUCUGACGGUCAAUUACAUUGACCGGUUUCUCUCCAAUAAAAUCGUGUCACUAGCGAAGCUGCAGCUCGUAGGUGCUACAGCUAUCUUUAUUGCAGCCAAGUAUGAGGAGAUCAACUGCCCCUCGGUGCAGGAAAUUGUCUAUAUGGUGGAUGGCGGAUAUACCGUGGAGGAGAUCCUGAAAGCCGAGCGCUUCAUGCUGAGCAUGCUCGACUUUGAGCUCGGUUGGCCGGGCCCAAUGAGUUUCUUGCGACGCAUCAGCAAAGCAGACGACUACGACCUAGAGACUCGUACUCUUGCCAAAUACUUCCUCGAAGUUGUGAUCAUGGACGAACGAUUUGUAGCAAGCCCACCUAGCUAUAUUGCUGCCGGUGCUCAUUGCCUAUCACGCCUUGUAUUGCACAAAGGGGACUGGACCCCUGCCCACGUUCAUUACUCUGGCUACACAUAUCAGCAAUUGAAGCCUUUGGUAACCAUGCUCCUGGACUGCUGUAGACACGCUCGCAAACACCACAGCGCCAUCUUUGAGAAGUAUUCCGAUAAGCGAUAUAAACAAGCCUCUACGUACGUCGAAGAGGAGAUCAUGAGAGGCUAUACCCUUCCAUUCGAACAGCGCGUAUCGAUGCCAUUUACCGUUGAAUUCUUUAGCAAUGAAACCACUCGCGCUUCGUAUGCCGGUUCCCAUGCUGAUACUCGCACCGGAUCACAUGCUCUAAAAAUACCCAUCUCAACACACGGUUGAAUGGCCACCUACAUUCAUUUUUGAAGGUUAAUAAAAUGGGCCUACUUACCAUUCUCUCUAACGGGAGCCCCUUCGAGCAAUUACAGCACGAGACCAUACGGUGUUUUGCAUGACAAACAAAGGUCCCGACAACACUAGCGAAUAUGGCUCGUGCAUCUUCAUUCCGUUAGUAUCCACAAUAUCCCUAAUUUGGCAUUCAUAUGCUAGUUGAUGAGGUGUUACGAUGAUCACGAAUCACACGACCCUAAUUUUUCUUUCUGUGCGGCACCUUCCAUUCGAGGUUCGGCAUUCAUUCUCUAGGCGUUUCGGAAAAUCUUGAGGUGAGGCAACAGUGACUUUGCAGGUAAUUCAGGCAAGGAGCAAGGCGUUUGGCAAUGGAAGGCUAGUGCGGAACUGUACGUAGCUAUCAGUAUUUCCACAUCUGGCAUGUUAAAGGGAUAUAGAUUCUUGAGGUUUGUCAAGCUACUAAUCCUCCAUGCAAGAGACAUGACUCGUGCUUUCGAUUGUGUAUAUACUUUUGACGAGAAGGAAGCCGACUGUGUGGUUCUUAAUGUAUUUGCUCUAGCAUUUAGAGCCAAGAAAAAUGCAGCCUGUACAUAAUGCUCUGGACGAAAGCUCUUCUAUUCCUAUAAAAUUGGUACAUUUCUCCUUGUUUGCCGCACAUAAUAUCUCGACGUAGGAAUAUGGCAGUAUAAUCG